AUGGCCGAAUAUUUGGUCAUAGAGGUAUUAGCACUAGCCACCCUUGUGGUCGCCGUCAUCGCACUUCCUGAUAGCCACCCUACUUAUGGUUAUCCCGCUCCCACACCCGCUUAUGCUCCAGCCAAGUACGACUUCAACUAUGCCGUAAACGACCCACCAUCUGGUAACGACUUUGGUCACCAGGAAGCCCGUGACGGCGACAACACACAAGGAUCCUACUACGUCCUUCUUCCCGACGGUCGUCUGCAGAGAGUCACCUACAAUGAGAACGGAGAUUCCGGUUAUGUGGCUGAUGUUACCUACGAGGGAGAGGCUCAGUAUCCCUCUCCACAAACCUCUUUUGGACCUCCUCAGCCUUCCUAUAAGCCACCCACCCCUUCUUAUGCUUAA
Molecule: messenger RNA, 390 nt
Organism: Penaeus chinensis
Lineage: Eukaryota; Metazoa; Arthropoda; Malacostraca; Decapoda; Penaeidae
Product: pro-resilin-like
Exons: 2
Coding region: 1-390 (129 amino acids)
Cellular component (GO): extracellular matrix
Source: RefSeq, a predicted model, not a curated record